Molecule: messenger RNA, 6044 nt
Organism: Bufo bufo (common toad)
Lineage: Eukaryota; Metazoa; Chordata; Amphibia; Anura; Bufonidae
Gene: PHKA2
Product: phosphorylase kinase regulatory subunit alpha 2
Exons: 34
Coding region: 137-4054 (1305 amino acids)
Biological process (GO): glycogen metabolic process
Cellular component (GO): phosphorylase kinase complex
Molecular function (GO): calmodulin binding
Source: RefSeq, a predicted model, not a curated record
CUCUGCCGCCCCCUUCCAUCCAAAGGUGGAAACGCACACAGACUGCGGCUCCGGAUCCUCCGAGCAUGAAGCCCCGGCUGCAGCAGCCAUAGAGAGCUCGGCACCAGGAAGAGAGCGAUCGCGGGGCCCCAGUGUCAUGACAGGUGAUCUGCGGGGCGGCCGCUGCGUUCGUGCUAGCCGGUGUACGUGUAGCAUGCAGGCGGGACAGGAAAGCCGACAGGUUGCACGGUGUGCAGGGUACAAGGUCGCCAGCUGCUGCCUGUCACUGAAUGAAUGGGAGAGGACAGCAGGCCGACUACAGCUGACCCCGGGCAGAGCUGCAGGCACCAUGAGGAGCAGGAGUAACUCUGGCGUCAGGCUUGAUGGAUAUGCCAGGCUUGUUCAGCAGACCAUCCUGUGCCACCAGAACCCAGUCACUGGACUGCUGCCUGCCAGCAAUGAACAGAAGGAUGCCUGGGUCCGGGACAACGUCUACAGCAUUCUGGCUGUUUGGGGCUUGGGCAUGGCCUACAGGAAAAAUGCUGACCGCGAUGAGGACAAGGCUAAGGCAUACGAAUUAGAGCAGAGUGUCGUGAAGCUGAUGCGUGGUGUCUUACAUUGUAUGCUCAGACAGGUUGAAAAAGUGGAAAAAUUCAAGCAUACACAGAGUACAAACGACUGUCUUCAUGCAAAGUACAAUACGGCUACAUGUAGCACUGUCGUAGGUGAUGAUCAGUGGGGACAUCUGCAAGUUGAUGCUACCUCACUGUUCCUACUGUGUCUGGCGGAGAUGACCGCUUCAGGACUUCGCAUUGUGUUUACCCUGGAUGAAGUGGCCUUUAUACAGAAUCUUGUGUUUUAUAUUGAAGCUGCUUAUAAAGUUGCUGAUUAUGGAAUGUGGGAACGAGGAGACAAAACUAAUCAAGGAAUUCCUGAACUUAAUGCCAGCUCUGUGGGGAUGGCCAAAGCUGCCCUGGAAGCUAUUGAUGAACUGGACCUUUUUGGUGCUCAUGGAGGUCCCAGAUCAGUGAUUCAUGUUCUGCCUGAUGACGUGGAGCAUUGUCAGUCAAUCCUGUGUUCCAUGCUACCAAGAGCUUCCACUUCAAAAGAGAUUGACGCAGGUCUGUUUUCUAUCAUUUCAUACCCAGCAUUUGCAGUGGAAGACAUAAACCUGGUUAAUGUGACCAAAAAUGAAAUCCUCACAAAAUUACAAGGAAGAUAUGGCUGCUGUAGAUUUCUCAGAGAUGGUUACAGAACCCCAAGAGAGGACCCAACUAGGUUACAUUACGACUCAACAGAGCUGAAAUUGUUUGAAAACAUUGAAUGCGAGUGGCCAAUAUUCUGGACGUAUCUAGUCAUUGAUGGUGUUUUUAGGGGAGACCUAGUUCAGGUUCAGGAGUACAGAGAAGCUCUAGAAGGAGUACUGAUCAGAGGGAAAAAUGGGGUUCGCCUUGUGCCAGAAUUAUAUGCUGUCCCACACAACAAGAUAGAAGAGGAGUACCAUAACCCUCAUACAGUUGACCGCGUUCCUAUUGGAAAAUUGCCACAUAUGUGGGGACAAUCCCUGUAUAUUCUUGGAGCUUUACUUGCUGAGGGCUUUUUAGCACCAGGAGAGAUUGAUCCGUUAAACAGAAGAUUUUCAACAGGCUUGAAACGUGAUGUUGUAGUGCAAGUAUCGGUUCUGGCUGAAACAACCGAGAUUCAGAAGAUGUUAAAAAAUCAUGAUAUAGACGUGCAGAGCUUCAGUGAUGUCCGACCAUUUCGAGUGCAGCCUGCUAAAAUAUUGAGCCAUCUCUAUGCAAAACUCGGAAUUAAUAAAGCCAUGAAACUAAGUGGGAGGCCAUAUCGUUACAUAGGAGUAUUGGGAACGUCUAAACUCUACACAAUUAGGAAUCAGAUCUUCACGUUUACUCCGCAGUUUACAGACCAGCAUCACUUCUACCUAGCGCUGGACAGCAAGAUGAUUGUUGAAAUGCUCAGAAGUGAGCUAGCAUACUUGACUUCAUGCUGGAGAAUGACUGGAAGACCAACACUCACCUUCCCCAUCACUCACUCCAUGCUGAAUGACGAUGGCACAGACAUAGAUCCCGCUAUUCUUGCCACCAUUAGAAAACUUGAGGAUGGAUACUUUGGAGGUGCAAGGGUAAAACAUGGCAGGUUAUCCGAUUUUCUUACUACAUCAUUUUUCACUCACUUAAGUUUCCUGGAUUCUGAUUGCGAUGAAAAGCUUUUUGAUGAAAGUAGUGAAGGCUUCUCUAGUCCAGAUAAUGAAUAUGAGCAUGAACUAGGCGCAUUUCAGGUGGACCACGGUGAAAAUGAUGAAGCACUGGAUGAGCUUGAUCAGUAUAUAAACCAGUUGCAGCAAAGUGUUGGCGCUACAGCACACUUACCUUCCAUCUCUACUAACUCCUCGAAAUUCCAGGCAUUUAGUGCUCUCCAUUCUACUCGUGACAUACUCUCAUUAAUGGCCAAGUCAAAGGGCCUGGAAGUACCCCAUUCAUCUUUGUUUCUACCUGCUAAAAAUUUAAGCGGUCAUCGAAAGUCUUUAAAUCUCUUAGAGGUUCCUCAACUUAACAAACCUCAGACAACAGAGACAGAUCUAAAUUUGCCGAAAGACUCUCAUGGUAACGUGGACUGCAAGAAACUAGUGGAGCAGCUUAAAGAGUGUCCUACUCUUCAGGACCAGGCGGACAUACUCUACGUACUGUGCGUCAUAAAAGGCCUAGACUGGGACACUAAUCUGAAUGACCACAGUGGAGUAACAGUUCGCUGUCUGCUAAGCGAACUGUAUAACAAAGCAGGCCACAACCGAGAAUGGGGUCUGAUCCGCUACAUCUCUGGUUUACUGAAGAAGAGAAUGGAAGUUCUGGCAGAGGCAUGCACUAUAAUCCUUUCACAUCAAAAGCAGCUAACCGUGGGGUUGCCCCCUGAACCUCGAGAGAAGACAAUUACAGCACCUUUGCCUCCAGAUGAAUUGACUCGUCUGAUCUAUGAAGCAAGUGGGCAAGAUAUUAGCAUUGCUGUGCUGACACAGGAAAUAAUGCUGUAUCUGGCCAUGCAUGUCAGAUCUCAGCCCAGUGUCUUUGGAGAGAUGCUCAGACUGCGUAUUGGCCUCAUCAUCCAGGUGAUGGCCACAGAGCUUGCAUGCAGCUUGAACUGUUCAGGUGAAGAAGCCUCAGAAAGUUUGAUGAGUCUUAGCCCUUUUGACAUGAAGAAUCUUCUUCAUCAUAUUCUGACUGGGAAAGAAUUUGGUGUGGAACGUAGUGUGCGACCAGUUCAAUCAUGUGCAACCAGUCCAGCCAUCUCCAUUCAUGAGAUGGGACACACGGGUGCCACGAAGACUGAAAGGAGCGGCAUUAUUCGGCUACGAAGUGAAAUGAAACAGUUUCAGACGGAUAGGAGAUUUAGUGCCGAUGAUCAGUUCUUGUAUGGUCAUUCUGUAAGCAGCAGCAUCUACUCAUCGAGAUCGACGAGAUGUAGUAGUCCUUCCUCUCCUACGGGAACUAUGUCUCCUACUGCAUCCACUGGAACCCAGCUUGUUUGGGAUGAUCACCAAGGCCAGUGGCUCAGAAGAAGGAGGUUAGAUGGAGCCAUCAACAGGGUGCCUCUCGGGUUCUAUCAAAAAGUGUGGAAUCUUCUCCAGAAAUGCCAUGGUUUGUCUAUUGAUGGAUACGUCCUUCCCUCGUCAAGCACAAGAGAGAUGACUGCUUAUGAAAUCAAAUUUGCUGUACACGUCGAGUCUGUCCUCAACCAUGUUCCUCAGCCGGAGUACAGACAGCUGCUAGUGGAAGCAAUACAUGUACUUACAUUGGUAUCAGAUAUGGAUGUUGACAGCAUUGGUGGGAUCAUCCUUGUGGAUCGUAUUGUGCACAUGGCUAGUGAUCUGUUUCUUCAGGACCAGAAAGCCUUGGGAGCUGGAGAUUUUUACCUCGAUCAGGAUCCAGCAACUGGGAUCUGCAAUUUCUUGUAUGACAGCGCUCCUAGCGGUGCCUUUGGUACAAUGACUUACCUGACCAAGGCUGUGGCCACUUACUUGCAAGAUUUUUUACCAAGUUCUAGUUGUAUGAUGCAGUGAAACGUCAGGGUUAAAUAUAACGUUUUGAACCAAAUACUGUAGAUUUGCUUCAGCUACACGAAUGCCUUGUUUUUGGUCUUGGUCUCGCUUGUUAGCAAUGUAAGAAAUUCUCAUUUGUUACUGCAAAAUUACAGGCAAGUUAUUCCAGCUGGAAUUUUUUUAUUAUAGUUUCAGCUGAAAACUGUUCUUGUAAGCAUUGGGAGGUGGAAAACCAGAAUUUUACUAGAAAAAAUAUUCACAUAAUAUUUUAUUGUAAUAUAUAGAAUAUUUUAUGAUCUUAGUUUAUUAUUAAACUGGUUAAUAUAUUUUUGGUUAAUAUAUUUAGACCUAAUAAAAGAAUCCUUGUUAAGUAGAAGACAAGAGAACCUUGGGUUUCAUGUUGUACACAUAAGUAAUACAGUAUAACUAGUAAUAUUAUUCUUAUACUUUUUUCACUUUAGUUGGGUCACAUAAUGAAUCAUUUCCAACUAAAAUUCUCUUUUACUUUCCUACUAUGGGUGGAGCUUAAUUAUUGUACAACUUAAUGUGGUGUUUCUCAACUCUCCCAGCAGUACUCCCUUUAUAACUAGUGAGCAGGGAAGUUAGUGACUAGGGAGCCGUUCCUUCUAAACUGGGCAGUCCAAAGCAGCAGAAAAUAAAUAUAGCCUAUAGUGCUACAUAAUUUUCCAUAGAUUAGCUAUGGAAGUUGACUGGUUUAUGGUAACAUUCCUGGGGUCUAGAGCUUAGAAGGUAUUAACGUCUGCAGCCCUAGUGGUCUAGGUCAGUGACUGGAUUAAUGAUGGCAACCCUGAUUCUCAAGGGUAUUAAAGUGGUUAAUAUCUGCAUCUCUGGUGGUCUAGUGCAGAGAAAGGGUUAAGGUUAUAUAACUUGUGUCCACCUCUACAGGCUCUAUCAUUGUCUGGUGAAUGCAUCCCUGGUGGUCUAGAAUAGUGGGAGGUUUUGUCAGUAUCCCUAGUGACUUAGGGCAGAGAAAGCGUUUACCUGAUCCUCUAGAGCAGAGAAAGGGUUAAGGUUACAUGACCUGUUUCCAGUGGGUUAUUCACUACUCCAGGCUCAAUUAUUGUCCCUGUAGUAGGAAGACUGAGACUAGAUUAGGGGUUAAUGUCAGCAUCCCUGGGGGUUUAGGGUAGUGAGGGGGUUAAGGUCAGCAUCCCUGGUGGUCUAGUGCAGAGAAAGGGUUAAGGUAACACAACUGGUGUCCAAUGGGUUACUCACACCUCCAGGCUCCAUCAUUGUCCCUUUAUCCUCUUACACAGACUGCUCCCUAUGGCCCCUUCACUGUUACACAGACUGCUGUUAUGCCCCACAUAUCUUGCAGACUGCACCCGAUGCCCUCUGUCUUAUGCAGGCUGCUGCCCAUGAGCCCCUCUCUUACACAAACUGUUCCCCAUGGUCCCUACUCUCUCACAGAGACGCAUGUCUAUAGCCAGCGGUAUAAUAUUAAAUGGGUAUAGUGUCUUGCUAAAAUGAUUUACACAGGGCAGUUGUCAGGAACAAAUGUUAGUAUGAACGCUCAUUCUUAACAUUUGGCCUGUGUAAAGGUGCCGCAGAUCAUAUGAGCAAAAUGCUCCUUCAUCGGGUGAAAUCUAUGUUUCUGGGCAGGAGAUCAUGCUAUGUAAACAGCGAUCUGUGGGCCAGAAACAAUAAAUCUGUAUGAGGACUAGCGAUGGCAGUAGCCAUCACUCAUCUCCAUACAGUGGAGGUGAUUGCUGCAUCCUCCACUGAUGAGCAGGCAAUUAUUGGGAAGCCAUGGUUCACGAUAAUUGCCUGCUAUAUCAGGUCAUGAAUAUGUGCACUAAGCCUUACCUAGUUCACAUUAAAUGUUUUUUUUUGAGACUUUACUAUUGAUGACCUAUCCUUAGAAUAGGUCAUCAGUAUCUGAUCAGUGGGGGUCCGACGCCCAGGAUCAACUGUUUAAGAAGGCAUCGGUGUUUGCAGUAGUGCCGCAGCCACCUCUCAGCUUUCCCUAGGUCAUUUGACAUCCCGUUCA